AUGAAUUUGGAUCCACACAACAAACCAGGAAGUCAUUGGAUUGCAGUAUACAUUGAUGCAGAUAAAGAUAAAUCAGUAGAGUAUUAUGAUUCAUUUGGUCAAGAACCAACCGAUGAUUUUAUGAAACAAUUAAAAGAUUUAAUUGAUGAAAUCAACCCAGAUUAUUAUUUAAAAUUCAAAUUAAACAAAGUCAUUGAUCAAUCAUCAAAUAGUACUACAUGUGGAUAUCAUGCAAUUAAAUUUUUAUUAAAUAGAUACAAUGGAAAUGAAGAGAAAUUAAAGAGAAGACAAGUAAAAGACGAGAGAUCAAAUACUUUACAAUCAAAAGUUAACAGAAAAGAGAAUAGAAGAAUUGGAAGAGAUGAUUAA
Cavenderia fasciculata is the source of this 369-nucleotide messenger RNA. RefSeq lists its product as uncharacterized. Gene Ontology annotation, molecular function: cysteine-type peptidase activity. Gene Ontology annotation, biological process: proteolysis. The transcript is spliced from 3 exons. The record is from RefSeq and is a predicted model, not a curated record. NCBI's taxonomy places the organism in Eukaryota, Evosea, Eumycetozoa, Acytosteliales, Cavenderiaceae. Bases 1 to 369 code for a protein of 122 amino acids.